This is a messenger RNA of Metarhizium album ARSEF 1941, 2832 nucleotides long. Its product is annotated as Protein transport protein SEC24. Gene Ontology annotation, molecular function: SNARE binding; zinc ion binding. Gene Ontology annotation, biological process: intracellular protein transport; COPII-coated vesicle cargo loading; endoplasmic reticulum to Golgi vesicle-mediated transport. The transcript is spliced from 3 exons. Gene Ontology annotation, cellular component: COPII vesicle coat; endoplasmic reticulum exit site. NCBI's taxonomy places the organism in Eukaryota, Fungi, Ascomycota, Sordariomycetes, Hypocreales, Clavicipitaceae. The record is from RefSeq and is a predicted model, not a curated record. The coding region runs from base 1 to 2832 and encodes 943 amino acids.
AUGUCCGCUCCUCCCACCGACGGCCACGGCCAGUAUCCCGGCCAGCUCGACCAUCCCGACCAACCUGCUCAUGCCGACCUCGCCCCACAAGAUGCUUCCGUUGCGGCGCCCUCAAAAAAAAAGAAGAGAGGAUAUGCUGCCCAGGCCUUUGAAGUUGGAUCUGGAGCCAAUGCUGCCGUUGGAGGUCAAAUGCAGGGCGGCGGCCAGCAAUACGGAAUCCCCGCCACGCAGCAACCUGUUAGCUAUGGAAACUACCCUCAGCCGGAUGCUCAACACCAAGCGCCCGGCCUUGGCUACCAGUAUCCGCAGGCUCCCGGGCAGCCUCAGCAGCAGGCCUCAUAUGGCUACCAAGCGCCUGACCAAGGCUAUGCCGGUGUUGGUCCUCAGCCCGGCGGUUCAGGCGUUGCCGGCAUCACCCAAGGCAUGGGGGGUAUGCAACUGGGUGGCCAGCCUCAACAAUACCAGCAGCCUGGUCAGGUUGUCCCACACCAACCGGCUCGAGUUGGCCCGCUGAACCAGCUAUAUCCUACCGAUCUUAUGAACAACCCCUUCCUGGUGUCCGAGUUGGACCUGCCGCCACCCCCAAUUGUUUUGCCAGCCAAUUCGAGCGUGACCGCCUCGCCAAACGCCAAUUGCUCGCCACGGUACAUUCGAUCAACUCUCAAUGCAGUGCCAACGACCAACUCCCUCCUCAAGAAAUCCAAACUUCCUUUUGCUCUCGUCAUACAACCAUAUGGCGCGCUUCACGACGAUGAGGAUCAAAUUCCGGUCGUCCAAGACCAGGUCAUUGCGCGUUGUCGUCGGUGCAGGACGUAUAUCAACCCCUUUGUGACAUUCCUAGAUCACGGACACCGCUGGAGAUGCAACAUGUGUAACCUGAGCAACGAUGUUCCUCAGGCAUUUGACUGGGAUGCUGCCGCACAGCAGACAGUAAACCGAUUGGAACGUCACGAACUCAACCACUCCGUCGUGGAGUUUGUUGCGCCGCAGGAAUACAUGGUUCGACCUCCGCAGCCAUUGGUGUACCUCUUUCUCUUUGAUGUCAGCUACUCCGCGGUAUCAAAUGGCAUGUUGGCCACCAGCGCUCGCACAAUACUCGAUAGCCUCAGCAGGAUCCCCAAUGCCGACAGACGUACGAGGCUCGGAUUCCUCGCGGUAGACACCAGCUUGCAUUACUUUUCGAUUCCGAAAGAUGAGGAUGAGAAUGGCGAGACAAAUAUGCUGGUUGUCAGCGACUUGGAAGAACCUUUUCUCCCUGUCCCACACGAUCUUCUUGUGUCUCUCACGGAAAGUCGCCAGAGCAUUGAGAAGUUCCUGCAGAAAUUGCCAGCCAUGUUCCAGAGCAGCCUCAGCAAUGGGUCUUGCAUGGGCUCGGCCCUCAGGGCUGGGCACAAGCUCAUCUCCUCCCUGGGGGGCAAAAUCGUCAUUUUAACGGCCUCAUUGCCCAGUAUUGGCGAUGGUAAACUGGAUAUGAGGGAAGACAAAAAGUUAUUGGGGACGUCAAGGGAAGGUAGCCUCUUGCAGACUGCAAAUAGCUUCUAUAAGAGUUUUGCGGUGGAAUGCUCAAAGAACCAGGUUUCCAUCGACAUGUUCCUCUUCUCAUCGCAGUACCAAGAUGUCGCCUCGCUCAGCAAUCUUCCACGGUAUACUGGUGGCCAGACAUGGUUCUACCCAGGCUGGCAUGCCUCGCGCCCUGAAGAUGCUCUAAAAUUUGCCUCGGAAUUUAGCGACUAUCUGUCGUCGGAAAUCGGUCUUGAAGCAGUGCUCCGCGUCCGUGCCACUACGGGGCUGCGUAUGAAUGCCUUCUACGGUAACUUUUUCAACCGUAGCUCUGAUCUUUGUGCCUUCCCCGCGUUCCCGCGCGAUCAGUGCUACGUCGUUGAGGUUGCCAUUGAUGAAAAUUUGAACAAGAACUUUGUGUGUCUUCAAGCAGCCGUGCUUCACACGACAUGCAACGGUGAGCGCCGUAUUCGGGUGCUGACUCUUUCACUUCCGACCACUACAAACUUGUCUGAUGUAUAUGCAUCCGCUGAUCAGUGCGCCGUCACCGCGUACGUCAGCCACAAGGCUGUCGAGCGGACUCUGGACAGCGGUCUGGAGGCGGCCAGAGACGCCUUGCAAGCUAAGCUCACUGAAGUGUUGCAGACAUUCAAGAAGGAACUUGCGGGUGGUAGCAUGGGUGGAGGUGGUUUGCAAUUCCCUGCGAAUCUCCGCGGCUUGCCUGCUCUGUUUUUGGGACUUAUCAAGAACGUGGGACUACGAAAGUCGACGCAGAUUCCCUCAGACAUCCGUUCCGCGGCGCUCUGUCUACUCUCGACCUUACCGGUACCAUUGCUGAUGCGCUACAUCUACCCCAGGAUGUACUCCUUGCAUGACAUGCCUGACAAUGCAGGAAUGCCGGACGAAGAAACAGGACAGAUUGUCCUGCCACCUGCUGUGAAUCUGUCAUCGGAACGGCUGGCCCCGUAUGGACUUUACUUGAUUGAUGAUGGACAGACUCAAUUUCUUUGGGUUGGGCGAGAGGCUAUACCGCAGCUCAUUGCAGACGUCUUCGGAGUUGAGGACCGAACACAGGUUCAUGUUGGUAAAGGCCGGGUUCCCGAGCUUGAUAACGACUUCAAUGAGCGUGUAAGAGCAGUCAUCCAGAAAAGCAAAGAUCACAAAUCGCUCGGGGUCGGAAGCAUCACAGUACCGCACCUUUAUAUCGUGCGGGAGGACGGCGAACCUAGCUUGAAGCUGUGGGCGCAAACAUUACUUGUCGAGGACCGAGCAGACCAAGGAGUCAGUGCGGCCCAGUGGCUUGGUGUGCUGAGAGAAAAGGUCAUACAGUAA